Messenger RNA from Onychostoma macrolepis, 2128 nucleotides. RefSeq names its product CDKN2A interacting protein (gene cdkn2aip). The transcript has 4 exons. Bases 135 to 1073 code for a protein of 312 amino acids. Lineage: Eukaryota; Metazoa; Chordata; Actinopteri; Cypriniformes; Cyprinidae. Gene Ontology annotation, cellular component: nucleolus; nucleoplasm. The record is from RefSeq and is a predicted model, not a curated record.
GAUCCCGAGCGCGACAGCGGAAGUGCUCAGCCAGCUCCACUUCACUCACAUUUAAUAUCAUAUAUAUAUAUAUAUAUAUAUAUUUACCACAUACAGCUGAUGAGGACUCAUCUGCAGAGAAUAUAUUUAGAGUGAUGGCGGCGGAGAGAGGAGGAGAUAUCGUCUCUGAGUUUCUCAGUCAGAAUCCACACCUGGAGAACUGGGUUGAAUCUUUAAGAGGAGCCUGUGAGACAAACAAACAGUGGCAUGCUAGAAGAGAGUUUGUCCUGCGCAAUAUGGAGGUCUUUACUACCAUCCAACCUGGGAUCCCAAGUUCUAGUUUGGACAAACUUCUGUCUCUGUCCAUGGUUUGGGCCAACCACGUGUUUUUGGGCUGUCGGUAUCCACAGCCUGUAAUGGACAAGGUAAAUGAGAUGGCAGAAGGAAUCACUGUGAUUGAGGCCCCUGUGCGAAAGACACGAGAUGAAAUCAUGGGAAAAACAAAAAGACCUGCAGUUUCAGCAGUGGAAGCUGAUUACCAGAGUAAGAAGGCUAAACCCAAUGAUACAGAUGUUAAAGCUCAUGCGAAGAGCGUUGGGCAUCCAGCUGCCAGUGCUCUGAAAUCGGGCCCUCCGCCGGGGGCUCCUGCAGAACACCAGCCCUUUUUUAAUCGACUCUAUAAGGCAGUUGCUUGGAAGCUUGUGUCUGCUGGUGGCUUUGGCCCCAACCUGGAACACUUUGAAAUCUUGCGCAGUUGUGUGGAGUCAUGCAAGGCCAGUCUUACCUGUGUGUUUGUUCCACUCAAAGACAUUCCUGACCUGCCUACGGGACGUACCCAGAAAGAAGGACAGGUUUGUGAACUGCGCUGCUGCACCGUCUACAUGGGUACGGGCUACGGCCGUGAUGAGGUUGCCGCCAGAGCAAUGGCGUCCAAAGAAGCUCUCAAAGUGUUUCAAGGGCAAAAAGUGACAGUGAAAGUUUGCCGCCGCAGAUUCAGAGGACAAGACGCUGACGAUUUGGUUCUGCUGGAUGAACAGUCCAGGAACCAGGUUUUCCCUCCAGCUCUCAGCUACCCCUUUCAGGAAGACCAGUAGAGCUUCAUUCUGCCGCGGUGAUAUAAAGUUGUAGAUUCAGUUGUGGCAACCAUGAAGAUGUUUUUCACUGCAGUUCCAAAGAGUUUCAUUUGUUCCGAUUUCAGUUAUUCUCAUUCAGAAUGUCACUAUGGGGGAAGACUGGGAGGUUUAUAGUUGUUUGUAAAAGUGAUUACGAAAAAAAGUAGUUUUGUGCCUUGUAAAAUGCUUAAGCUGUUGCUUUAGAGUCUUGUUUGUGGUUUUGAGGUUUAGAUGGUUUAGAUCUUCAUGGUUGUUGAACAUCCAUAACUGUGGAUAUAGUUCAGUCCGACCUUGAAAAAUGUUUGUGGUUUCAAACGCUGCUAUUUGAAUUGAGAAAAAAAAUGUCAAUAACUUUUGUUUUAUUUAUUUCUAAAGCAUUACAUUGAGAAUAUACAGUGUGCAGUUGACAGUGGCUGGAUUUGUCCAUGUCCAAUUAAUAAAUCUUGGAUUAAUACAUGAAUGAUAACACGAUUGUAAUGGUUAGACUCAGUUUUGAUUGUUAAAAGAAAAAAUUACAGUAAAUAAUAGUACAGUCAUAAUAAUACAGUAAUGUUAGCUUGAUAUCUAAAUUUCCUGACACUCUGUUUUUUAAAUAUUUUUCCCUUGCUUCACAUGUAUUGGACAGUUUUUCUUUAUUAAUACAUGUCAUAACCACUUUCUUGGUCAUACACUGUUGAUAAUGUUGUUGCUGUUGUUGUGGACCUUUGGGCAGAUUCUUUGAAUGUCCAGUGUAAAAUGUUCAAGCAGAAGCGUAUCAAUGAAGUGUAAGUGUUUGGUUAAAUGUAUCUCAGUCUAUGAUUCAGAAAUUGCUAGCUUUACUUGGGGUUUAACUGGGGUUAUUUUCUGAUUUCAUAAGAUGUGACAUGUUCAUCUAUCCGUACAUCUUUUGUUUGGUUUGGUAGUGACAUUUUAAAAAUAAAAAAUCUUGAAUCUCUAGAAAUCUCAAACUUGAUGGGAAGGUUCAUAAUUAGACACUAUAUGGCACAAUUGCUUUUGAGUUCAUAACUCUGUGACUAAGGGCUAUAAUCAAAAGAUUC